GUUCUAUAUUAGACGGAGCCGAAUCUUAGAGUUUGAUAUUAUAUGAUAUGAGCGUAAUUCCAAACAAGGGCGAAGAAAUGUCAAGAUAAAUUCGGCAUUAAGUGGUUAAUCCAAUCUUUUCCUUCAUGUCUUUACUCGGGUGUCUGCAUCCACGACAUUGGGCGUGGCGUAGGGCGCGUUUGACAAGCGGGGGUUCAUAUAUCUUUUUCUAUAUAUGACCUUUUAAAGAGCUUAAGUUUGGAAGGAGGAUGUAAUAGUCAAAUCGUAUUUAAGGGAAACUCUGCUUUAAAUAAAAUCCAUCUUAAGGUAUCCGUGCUUGAACAAGAUGUCUGAAUCUGUAUCUAUCGAUGAUUUCUCGAAGCCAACGUCUAUCACGGGUGGUUGCCUCUGUGGCUCCAUAAGAUACCGUGUCGACUUCUCGAAGGACCACGAUUUCUUAAAAGGGAGCGGAAGCUGUCAAUGUACGCAAUGCCGACGGAACACGGGCGCUCUGAUCUUCAUCGCGCAUACCGCUCCGCUUAGCGGUUUUACGUUUCUAACAUCCACCGAGACGUUGAAGAAAUUCUAUGCGACGCCGGGUAUCCAGCGCGCCUUCUGCACAAACUGCGGCAGCUUUCUAUACUGGCGGGAUGAGUCGCGCGAAGACGUCGAGAUUGCGGUAGGGUGCGUGGAUCCCGAGUAUCUAUCCGAGUUUGGAUUCGCGCUUGCGAACUCUUCAGGGCACAACGUGUGGUGUCAGAACGAGAUCAAGGGCGUGACCGAUCAUAUUCUCAAUAAGGGCAGAGGAAUUAAAUGGUCUAAAAAUAGCGGGAGCGUUAAGCUGUGAGCGACUAUGAUAGAUGAGUUUUCUUUAUGUAGUGUAGUACGAUAGAGAAAGUCGUUUGCUUCUAUGUUAACGACACCACCAAAUUCAUAGUUACAUGAUUCUCAAA
This is a messenger RNA of Daldinia vernicosa, 932 nucleotides long. RefSeq names its product Mss4-like protein. NCBI's taxonomy places the organism in Eukaryota, Fungi, Ascomycota, Sordariomycetes, Xylariales, Hypoxylaceae. Gene Ontology annotation, molecular function: carbon-sulfur lyase activity. The coding region runs from base 326 to 826 and encodes 166 amino acids. The record is from RefSeq and is a predicted model, not a curated record. The transcript has 2 exons.